AUGACCUUCCCGUGGAUAUAUCCCAUCAGAGUGGUACAAGCACUCUUUGGCGUGGUCGUGAUCGGCUUGACAGGAUAUGUGGUUUCAACAUUCUACUAUGGAUGGUCAUACUCGGAUACCGUCAACUUCCUCCUCUUCCUUGGUUGCUGGACUGCCUUUGUAGCAGUGCCCUACCUCGCCAUUACACCAAUAUGGUUUCCUCGUCUUGCACACCAUUAUGUGAUUCCUGCUGUUGAAGUCAUUACCAUGAUCUUCUGGUUUGCCGGGUUUAUCGCCAUGGGGGCGAUGUUGCCUCCACCGAGGUGGUGUCAUGGGAGUGCAUGCAGCUCGCUCCAGGCAGCAACGGUAUUUGGGGCUUUUGAAUGGUGUGAUUCUUUGUCUUUGGUUUUUCUUGGUUUUGCGACAGUAUAUAUGGUCAGAGAGCUAACUGUGAUUGCUACCGCUUAUAGGGUGCUUUUCGUAGUGACCAGCUAUUUCGGUAUUGUCGGUCUUAUGCACCACCGCCGUGGUGGAGAAGCGAAAACACAUACGAAUGUGCAGAUGGGAGUCUGA
Messenger RNA from Penicillium egyptiacum, 552 nucleotides. The record is from the annotation of a GenBank genome assembly. NCBI's taxonomy places the organism in Eukaryota, Fungi, Ascomycota, Eurotiomycetes, Eurotiales, Aspergillaceae.